AUGUGGCCUGCCAUCUUGAGGUGUUUCUAUAUGUCUGACACUAUUGCUGUUCAUUGUAGUGGAAAUGAUUCGUUAUUGUUUCAAAAAGCACCAACAGACAAGCAAGACUAUAUAGAAUUUCAUGGCGAAGUUGAUGAUAUUGAAGAUUUAGAAGAUAGUUUACAAGCAUCGGCAGUAAAUCUAGUGAAUGCAACUAAUACACAAAAUCGUUUAACAGAUGUUACAAUGUCAUCAGUAAAUAAAAUCACACAUAUUUCACCUGAAUCAUCGUUGUUAAUUGAGGAUAAAAUCGUUCAGAUACUCUCGAGAUUGAACACACUACCAGCAUCGACUCAGGGGAAUUAUUUUGUAUCCGAUGUUAUUGCACUCACAAAACCGAGAAUCAAAGAAGAAAACUUAGAAACAAAACGUGUUCGAUCAUAUGAAAUUGGUGAAGCAUUUGAUGAAGAAGUUUUAGAUGACGAAACACGUACGCAAAAACAAAAACAAAAACGUAAACAAUUACCGGCCUCGGUUCGAGUCAAUUCACUUUUAAGUCGAAUUGAAAAUGUUCUUAAUCCAUUUGUAAAAUAUGCCAAACAAAACAUUAUUCCAUAUAUAAAUAUAGCCGAUGACGAUGAUGAUGAAAAAUAA
Molecule: messenger RNA, 633 nt
Organism: Didymodactylos carnosus
Lineage: Eukaryota; Metazoa; Rotifera; Eurotatoria; Philodinida; Philodinidae
Source: the annotation of a GenBank genome assembly